AAACAUAUUCUCAGACUUUAAUAGUUCAGCAAUUACUCUGCUUGUUUUUAUUGCAGUGCAAUAACUUCACAAUUUUUUUUUCAUGGAAUGUGAAAGUUUCUGCCAAGGCCAGUAUUGCCCAAACCUUGCCCUUUAGAAUGUGAUGAGGGACCUUCUGGAAUUGCUGCAACCCUUCUGAUGCUGGUACUGUUAAAAGGCAUUUGGAUUGGUAAUUUAUGGGUUUUCACUAGGUGUUGUUGCAUCCAUGCAUGGUCUCACACUUUCUUAUUCCUUCCCCAACACCCAACCUGCCAGGAUCUUUUUCCAGUUCUCUACUCGGUUAUUCCUGAUUUCCUUUGCUAUGAUUGGCAGCUCUACUUCAAAAUUAUUCAGGCCUGAGGUGUAAUUUGGGGUAUAACUCCCCUAAUUUAUUCGCCUCUCUACGCUUUAUUAUUCCUUUAAAUUUUUAUUUUUGAACCAAAAAUUCUGUCACUUAGUUGUCUGAAUCUUUCUUUUGGUGGCUUACUGUGAAGUUUUACCAUCUUGGCUGUCUUGACUAUGAAGUCCUUCGAGAUGUUUUACUAAAGCGGCAUAUACUGUAAAUGCAAGUUGUGCAGUAAAACUGUUAGUUUCGGUCACUGUGGUAGAAAGCGGAUAUUUAACAAUCGUUAGCGGUACCAAAGACCCGAGUGGUGUACAUCAAAUAAAUAUUUAGCAGCUACGUGAAGUAGGAUAUUUGUACAGUGGGUUGAGAUGUUGAAUUGUAUCCAAAUGUGCUAAGUUUUAAAAAUGAUUUCCAUCAUCCUUAUGAUACAAAUAUCCGUCCACAAAGGAGGCGUGGUCUCUGAUCUUGUGCAAAAUGACUAUUCUGUAAAUAAGGGCUCGAUAUAACGAAUAAGAGCUUUUAAGGUUUGCACCCUGUCAAAUGUUUGCUCUGCAACAGUGCAGGGUUCUCGCGCGCUUUGCACCUGGCAGGACCCAGCAGCGCGCGAAACCCGGAGGCGGGACUGGAGCUACACACAUUUAGCAGUUAGCAGCAGUCCUACAGCAAAUAACUCGCUGUUACUCGAGGAAAGGAAAUACUAUGAAAAAACUGCAUGUUAAGCAGAUAGACCUUUCUGGAAAGGAAGAAUUUAAAGACUUCAGAAACGUGGCAUUGGUUCCCAUGGAAACAUCAUCAUCAGAUGAUAGCUGUGAUAGUUUUGCUUCAGACAAUUUUACGAACAGUAAAGCAAAAUUCAGAGCAGAGAUCCUGACAGACGAAUUGGCUCAGAUUUUUAAUGAGGAUUCUGACAACGAAUCAUUCGAUGGUUUUUCUGAAAGUGACCUCAAAGAUGUUAUGGAAGCAAUGAGCGUUGAAUCAUCUGAAUCAGAAGAAGAAAUAACUUAUGAGGAUGAUGUAAAAUCUGCAAAGAAUGCCAAAACACGGAGCAAACAAUCUUUCCCGUUACGUGUGGCAUUCAGAUUUCCAACUCAGAAAAACAAAAUUCUGCCAAUAGCAGACUCUUGUACUCCUUUAAAUAAGGAUUCGGCUUCUGAAUCUGAUUCUGAUGUGGAUGAACCCAGAGGAACAAGCUUUCUUGAGAAAAGAGCUCUAAAUAUUAAGGAAAACAAAGCUAUGCUGGCGAAAUUGAUAGCAGAGCUGAAGACUGUUCCAGGACUUCUGCCACGCAGAGUUUCAGUUCAAGGAACGCCAUCAAAACCAAAGCGUCCGCCACGAAAUGCAUUCUCAGAAAAUGCUUCUAGACGAAAUCCUGAGCGGUGCGCUCGGCCUCGCACUCGGUCGAGAUCUUUGAUUGAUGGUCCUCCUUCUCCAUCAUUUGAGCAAGAAGAUAAUGUCAGUUUUAUGAGGAAAAGAAAGUUUCUGGAUAAUGACUUCUCUGAGGAUGAAGUACCUCUUCGCAGAAGAAGUCGACCCAGCAUUCUUACCAUUCCACAUGUGGUUCGAUCAGUUGAGGACAUAACACAAGAGGAGUUGGAAAAUAUUUCUUUUUCAGCUAAAGACAAAAUUUAUAGUCGAACCACAGGUUCCACUUGCCACCAAUGCCGUCAAAAGACUAUUGAUACAAAAACCAAUUGUCGAAACCCAGAAUGUGUAGGAGUCCGUGGACAGUUCUGUGGGCCGUGUCUUCGCAAUCGCUAUGGUGAAUUUGUUAGAACUGCUUUAUUGGAUGCUAAUUGGCAUUGUCCACCUUGUAGAGGAAUCUGCAAUUGCAGCUUCUGUCGACAACGUGAAGGUCGCCGUGCCACAGGUGUUCUUGUUUACCUGGCCAAAUAUCAUGGAUAUGAUAACGUUCAUGCUUACUUGAAUAGCCUGAAAAAAGAACUUCGAAUGGAAGAUUAACAAGCUACAGUGAACCAGUUUCUUGGAAGCAACGCAGAUCCUUUGAUAAAUUUACUUUGUUUUCACAAUCCAUUCUUGUUUUAACAAUUCUUGCUAAAUACCUGGGCUAGGUUUACAAAAAUAUGCUUUAACAUAGAUCUUCAUUUACAAUAAUUUGGAUACUGAACAUACCUAGCAUUGUUCUGUUAUGGGAUGGGAGGACGUUGCACAUGCUCUUAGAUUUGUAAAUGUGAUUGUUCAGUUUUAGUCUGACACAAGAUAGACAUUAUUUUAGGACAUUGACAGCAAAAAGAAAUUGCACAGUAGCAUGCUUUUGACAGCACAUAAAUCCUUCAAUAGUCCACUGUCAUUUAUUCUACUUUGAUAGCCCUAUUCUAUAAUAUCGUCCAAUUUUAAAUAUCCAGCUGCUCAAUUGUAAAUGUCAUCUCAUGUAUACUUAAGUCAAAACCAAUUGCUCACAAAAUCUUAAAACUUGUUUGGUACAGAAAUGUUCUAGAGAUUGACUUUCACUCUAAAUUAUGCAGUUGGAUUUUUAAAUCUCAUUUUAAUGGUUAACAAAUUAACCAUACCUAUCUAGUAUCGCAUGUACCAGUAAAUUUUGCUACUUUUUAGCUUCGCAGCUUCUACUAAGACUUUACUGCUACAGAGCUUUCUACAUGAAAUUUAUCAUACAUGACUAACAUGUGAUUGCUUAGCUACAUCUGCACCCCACUUGGUGCAAGCACUUAGCCACACUAAUGCACCAUGUUUUUAGGGUGCAAGUGGAAUGUUUGAAGUUGCAACUUACCCUUCCCACUCUUACAUUGUGAGAGGGAUUUACAUCACAAAAUGCACUCUAGUUGAACCAUACAAAAUUGAAUAAAUUUGCAUCUAAAAGGUACUUGAAUGCCUGGAAAGGAGGGUGAAGUAUUUGCUGUUUUGCGUUUUAAUGUUAUAUUUUGCCACUUGUAUCAUAUAUAUUAGGAUUGAUUUUGUGGUAUGUUCCUAAUGCUGGCUAUCUGCAAGAGAACAAAUGAAUUUAAGCAGAAGCUAUCGAUCAGAUUGGUGUAAAUUAUGAAGUAUUAACAUACACUGUUGCCAAGUUGCAGUCAUUGUUUUGCUCGUGGUAAAGUGUUGAAUUUUUUUUAAUGUUCUGAAUAUAUUAUAAAAACUUUAUUUUUGAAUAUUUUAAUUGUGCAAAUACUUUACACACAACUGAAUUUGUUUAUUAAUAACCAUGCUGGCAAAUACUGACAGAUUUACAUUUUGUAACUCCUGGAAUUUAAAUAGUUAACUAUCGUUAAUGAAAGCCAAUAUAGGAAGAAAUAUACUGAAAUUGAAAUCCUGCAACUGAAUAGAGGUAUAUUCCAGUAAGUAUUAUAAUUGCAUGUGCCAUGAAUUUCUUUUCUCCUAAUCUAAUAAAGUCACAGUAUAUUUACUCAGGGUUUCCACAGAUAUUUCAAAAUAUUAUACUAAUUAAGAGAAUCAAAAAUUUCAAUAAGUUUCUCUAAAGUUCAGCAGUUGUAGGCUUUUAUGUGAAAUUUUGAGAAAAGAAUAUUAGUAUGUCUAAACUGCAUAUUUCUUUAAUAAUAUUCCUCAUAAUUGUCUCAGUGUCAGAAAGCAGCCAUGUUAAUGAAAUAAAAACUCCAGUAAAAGUAAUACUAAAAUUUAAAAUCACUCCCAACGUUGAACUUUUCCUGAAACUCUGUUUGUUACAGCUAGGUAACAAAAUACUAAUUUGGAGGAGGAUGGUUUGAGAAAGCACAAGCGGGUUUUAUGCUGGAUUCUAAUCUC
Molecule: messenger RNA, 4096 nt
Organism: Chiloscyllium plagiosum (whitespotted bambooshark)
Lineage: Eukaryota; Metazoa; Chordata; Chondrichthyes; Orectolobiformes; Hemiscylliidae
Gene: cdca7a
Product: cell division cycle associated 7a
Biological process (GO): regulation of DNA-templated transcription
Cellular component (GO): nucleus
Source: RefSeq, a predicted model, not a curated record